AUGUCUACACGCAAGAAACAACCUCUCGGAGAACUGAGCAAUUCACAAACCCCCAGUCGAUAUGCACCCUCCACACCACACGCGAUUCGAGCCCUUCAACAACGAAGUGGCGCCGCACGAUCGCGGUCAGCAUAUGUGCGCAGAACGCGAGGCUAUAGCGACACGAUAGUAAACCCGGAGUCUGCGCGAGGUAUUCUGCGGCGGUUGGCAAAGCUUACGGCGCAGAAAGUGGAAAAGAACGAGACAAUUAGGAGAUUCGAUGAUGAUAAAGAAAAUCAUGACACGCCCGACCAGGAAGAUGGAGUUUUGUCUAAGAGACCGAGGUUGACGCUCGAUGUGGAAGAUAGUUUGGAUGAAGAUGAUAAUACAUCGGGCUUGUUACCCUUGUGGAGAGGAGAAGAGGACGAGGACGAGGACAGUGAGAUUUUGGUUGUUCCAACGCCUUCAAUCUUGCCAGAUGACGAUCCUGAUGCACCCACGCUGACCUUCAAAUCUAUCGACUUUGGUGGUCCGCAUUCCGACAGCAUCGUCGCCCGCCGGAAAUCAUCAAGACCCUCGUUUCCUCCGUCGAGUCCUGGUGGUGACAUGGAUGACGACGUUGAUAAUGCCGAGGAUCCAACCAUCUUGAGUGAGAUGGGAAGGAGAGCGAUCAGUGAAGAACCAACGGGACGACUAUCACGCUACAGUUUUGGCAGUAUUAGGAUGAGUGAUUUUGGAUCUGAGUUGGAAUUUCGUCGGGAUUCGGACUUGGAGCAGCACCUCAAAGAAAAGCCACAAGUCGAGUUGGAGGGUUAUAACCAUGGGGAUCAGAAUGAUGAGCCCAUGCUUUUUCCAGAUGAGACGGAAGAUUUGCGACAUCUUGCUCAGUCGCCCACACUGUUGUUACAUGACGACAGUACUGUCAACAUUCCACCGAUGGAUGAGAGUUUCCAGUUGGAGAAUCCUGUGGAUGAAAUGACCUCUGCCAAUCUCAAAGCAGGAAAUGUCUUGCCAGAGCCUCGACCGAGUUCUCCACCUGCGCCCCAAGAUAUCCCGGCGAGUGUCGCAGACGAAUCGACAAGAUCUGAGCUACACCAGGAACCAGACGAGGCAAUUGUUGCGAAGCCGACAGUGUCAUCCACAAAGGCCUCAGUACCUCGGCGCCGCAAGGUCAAAAUGACACAGAACGGUCAAGUGAUCCCUUCACUUCCGGCAAGUUUGAUCAAAAGAGUUGCCAUUCAAGCGCAAGAUCGUUUAGGCAAUCGCAGACCAAAGCUUGGUCGUGACCACGUCAAGGCGCUCGAACAAGCCACCGACUGGUUCUUUGAGCAGGUGGGCCAAGACCUGGAGGCAUACUCGGACCAUGGCAGACGGAAGAGGCGGGUGGACGCAAGCGACAUGCUCAUGUUGAUGAGACGGCAAAGAGUACUCGGUGGAUCAGGUGAACUUGGUCAAGCGGCCAAAGAGCUUCUCCCAAAAGAGGUUGUGGCUGACUUGGAGUUGCCCGAGACCUUGUAA
Molecule: messenger RNA, 1497 nt
Organism: Exophiala mesophila
Lineage: Eukaryota; Fungi; Ascomycota; Eurotiomycetes; Chaetothyriales; Herpotrichiellaceae
Exons: 1
Coding region: 1-1497 (498 amino acids)
Biological process (GO): resolution of meiotic recombination intermediates; replication fork processing
Cellular component (GO): FANCM-MHF complex; Fanconi anaemia nuclear complex
Molecular function (GO): protein heterodimerization activity; chromatin binding
Source: RefSeq, a predicted model, not a curated record